AUGUAUUCACUGACAUGUACUCUUCUUCUCCUGUUCGCUCGACAAGUUUUCAAUAAGCCCUUGGAGGAUCCGGAACUUCGUCAAGAUUAUUAUCAAGGGGACAUCCUAUAUCAGCCGGUUCGAACGCGGAAUGGGAUUGUCAAUAAGAUUCUUCACUGGCCAAAUGGAACCGUUCCAUAUAUAAUUGAAAAAAAUGCCUUUGACGACAGUCAUCAUCGGGAAAUUCUUAGAGCCAUAUCCAUCAUAGAAGAAAACUCUUGCGUUGUUUUCGCGCCAGUCACAGAAGAAGAACAUUCCAAUGCCGUCGUCAUAAGGUCAAACGGCUUCGGCUGUAAUUCCGCUUAUUUGGGCUACAGACAAAUACAGCAAAUCGUGAACCUUCAGAUUUUCCCCAUUGGCAUGGGUUGCUUUCGUAUCGGUUCCAUAAUCCACGAGCUUCUCCAUAUCCUUGGCUUUGAGCAUCAGCAUGUGGCAAAUAAUCGGGACGAAUACAUCAGCAUCCAAUGGGAUAAUAUUCAACCGAAGUUCAACAUAAACUUUGUAAACACAGACAAUUCUACUCUGUGGCACGACUUUGGCGAGGGCUACGACUAUGAAAGCGUUAUGCAUUAUGUUCCCAAAGCGUUUUCCAAGAACGGCCAACCCACGAUUAUACCCUUAAGGGAUGGGGCCGAGAAUAUGGGGCAGCGACUUUACAUGAGCGAAAAGGAUAUUCGCAAGCUUAACAAAAUGUACAACUGCCCUGGAUAUGUCUGA
Drosophila eugracilis is the source of this 756-nucleotide messenger RNA. RefSeq names its product seminal metalloprotease 1. Gene Ontology annotation, molecular function: zinc ion binding; metalloendopeptidase activity. The coding region runs from base 1 to 756 and encodes 251 amino acids. The record is from RefSeq and is a predicted model, not a curated record. NCBI's taxonomy places the organism in Eukaryota, Metazoa, Arthropoda, Insecta, Diptera, Drosophilidae. The transcript is spliced from 2 exons. Gene Ontology annotation, biological process: proteolysis.